AACACUUUUUGCACUCACAUACACACACAUGUUUUUCAAUCGAAUUUUUAUUAUUUUCGUGUGAUUGUGAUUGUCUUUGCAACGUAAAUUGUAAUUUGAAUCAAUUUGUAACAUUAUCUCUUGCUGCUUCGGUUUUAACUUUAACAGACAACUCCAAACAACCUUUUGUUUGUGCAAGUUCACUUCAUGCUCUCAGUUUAUUUCACUGUUCAUCAUUAUCUACUUGCAACAUAUACAUAAUUUUACUUUUUUAUUAACCACAAUCUACAUAAGUACACUCAAACUAAUCGAAUAAAAAAGAGAAAGAAGAAUAAGCAACAAAAAAACUGUUUGCAAAACGUCGAGCAAACAGUGUCACAUUUGGUUUGUUGUCUAAACGUAGCAACAUUCUUCAUACGUGCUCGCUCUAACAUCUAUCGGUAGUGUGUGUGAGACUAUUCGAAUAAAAUUAACGAUUAAUCGUUGAACUUUUGCUAGAAAACAUACAUAGAUAAUAAAGUGUUAUAUACAAUUUUAAACGAAAUUGUUAGUUGUCUAGUUAAUGAAUAUAUAAAUAACUAUAAAACAAUUUACUAGAAAAUUAAUUCAAACAUGGUCAUGGAUCAACUGCUACAGCAUUUAAGCAACGGUUUACUCACCGUUGCUUCCGCCCAACGUUUAGCUCCUCCACUUAAUGCCACACUAACUAAUAUUUUGCCCUCCACCUCGGCUUUAAAUUUGUAUGCAGCUACUACAGCUGCUUCUAAUUUACGUGUACCGCCAUGGGCGCCUUUCUUACAACUACCCCACCAAGUUAAUGCUGGUAUAUACACCACACGUCAGCGUUUAUUAAACAGCUCCUCUGCCGAAACUGCCGAUUCUGGUUUAUUUCACGCCUGUUCUCCAAUUGGUGCUGCUCAGCAGCAUCCGCCUAAAGUUAUGGCAACUGUUGUUUUGCCAUUUUCUACUAGCAUUUUUAAGGCUCAGUUCGCGGCCAAUACUUUGCCACUUGUAGCUGCAGACCCAAGACAACAACAGCAACGGCAACAGCCGCAGCAGCAGCCUCAACAGCCACAAGCAAAGCUUAAUAUAAAUUUGCCAAAGACUAAUUUGCAACAUGCUAAACACAAUGCUGUACCACAAGGACCUCCAGCUGCCGCCGGCAAUGAAUCGAAUGAUGAUGAUGAAUCCCUGUGUAAUGAAGAUGAUUAUGAUGAAGACAAUGAAAGCAGCAGCUCUAAACGAAGACGAAAUCGUACAAAUUUCAACUCGUGGCAACUUGACGAACUGGAGAGAACAUUCUUAACAAACCAUUAUCCAGAUGUUUAUAUACGUGAGGCUCUAGCGAUACGAUUGAAUCUCAAGGAGAGCAGAUUAGCGGUGUGGUUUCAAAAUCGUAGAGCUAAAUGGCGUAAAAAGGAAAACACCAAAAAAGGACCAGGAAGACCAGCACAUAAUGCUCAUCCUCAGACAUGUUCGGGUAAUCCCAUACCAUUAAAAGAAUUAAAACACAAAUUAAGAGCACAAAAACUCAAACGAAUUGACAAAGCCAUAGAAAGACAAGCAAGGAAACUACGUUCUAAAGGAAUCGAAGUUAACCGGGAACAACUAAAAUCUGACUACUUAGCACAGCAUGGCAUAAAUGCUCAAAGCUCAGCAGAUUCAGAAAGCGAUGACAAUGAAGACAAUGAAGACUACCAAAUUGAUGUUGUAGGCGGUACUGAGAACUAUGCUAAAUGCAAUUGUACAACUGAUUGCAAUAAUUCUAUAGCUUCUAAUCCAACUGAUCUCUUGUCUUGUGAUAAUUUACAAUUUAAAAAUGUUACAAAUGAACAUGUGAAAAUUGAGAAUAAUAAACAUAUGAAACGUCUGAAUUCAUUCAGUAUAGAAUCCUUAUUAAAUAGCAAAACAUGA
Molecule: messenger RNA, 1893 nt
Organism: Lucilia cuprina (Australian sheep blowfly)
Lineage: Eukaryota; Metazoa; Arthropoda; Insecta; Diptera; Calliphoridae
Gene: OdsH
Product: homeobox protein unc-4
Exons: 4
Coding region: 592-1893 (433 amino acids)
Biological process (GO): regulation of DNA-templated transcription
Molecular function (GO): sequence-specific double-stranded DNA binding; DNA-binding transcription factor activity, RNA polymerase II-specific
Source: RefSeq, a predicted model, not a curated record